Molecule: messenger RNA, 2232 nt
Organism: Lachancea meyersii CBS 8951
Lineage: Eukaryota; Fungi; Ascomycota; Saccharomycetes; Saccharomycetales; Saccharomycetaceae
Source: the annotation of a GenBank genome assembly
AUGUCGGCGACCGGGUUUCAACGAGAGCCCGAAAAAGGGCAUUUAAAACAGCGAAUUGAAGCUGAUACAGGCCGUAAUGUAACUCCGGACUUGGCGGAAGAAAACGAGUCCAAAAUCGUGGAAUCGCCAGAUGACGCGCCGCUAAGGGAACUGGAACGUGUGGUGAUGCCAGUGGUGUUCACGUUGCUCGGUUUCGCUACCAGGAUGUACAAGAUCGGUGCCAAUGACCAUGUUGUUUGGGACGAGGCCCAUUUUGGCAAGUUCGGGUCCUAUUAUCUAAGACACGAGUUCUACCACGAUGUGCACCCACCGCUCGGAAAAAUGCUUGUGGGGUUCUCGGGGUUUCUCGCCGGCUACAAUGGAUCCUGGGACUUCCCUUCUGGUGAACAAUUCCCGGAGUACUUGGACUACGUGAAAAUGCGUAUUUUUAAUGCGACUUUCUCGGCCCUGUGUGUCCCAGUUGCUUACUACACUGCCAAGGAAAUUGGAUUUUCAUUGCCCACCGUGUGGCUCUUCACAGUUCUGGUCAUUUUUGAGAAUUCGUACGCUACGCUGGGCAGAUUCAUUCUCUUGGACUCGAUGCUGCUAUUUUUCACAGUCACGUCCGUGUACUGUUUCGUGAAGUUCCACAACCAGAGAUCUAAACCUUUCGGUAGAAAGUGGUGGAAGUGGCUCGCUAUGACGGGUCUUUCGCUAGGAUGUGCCAUUUCCGUUAAGAUGGUGGGUCUCUUUGUUAUCACCCUGGUUGGUAUCUACACCGUGGUCGAUCUAUGGAAUAUGCUGGGCGACAAAAAAGUGACCAAAAAAAAUUAUGUGGGUCACUGGCUAGCCCGUAUCUUCUGUCUGAUUGUGGUUCCCUUCUUGGUGUUUUUGGCUUGCUUCAAAGUCCACUUCGACUUGUUGUCUCACAGCGGUACUGGCGACGCCAACAUGCCCUCUUUAUUCCAGGCGGGACUAAUAGGUAGCGACGUUGGCGAGGGUCCUCGUGACGUUGCACUUGGAUCCUCUUCCGUUAGUAUCAAGAACCAGGCACUAGGUGGCGCGCUACUGCACUCCCAUGUUCAAGGGUACCCUGAGGGCUCAAACCAGCAACAGGUUACUUGUUAUGGUCACAAGGACAGCAACAACAAUUGGAUUUUCGAUAGAGUUCGCCCUCUUCCAGCGUGGAACAAUGAAGAGACGGACGUCGAAUUCAUCGAACCCGGCGUUUCGUACAGACUUGUCCAUCCAAAUACUGGAAAGAAUUUGCACACUCACGAAAUUGCGGCACCUUUGACCAAGUCCGCCUGGGAAGUUUCUGGGUAUGGUACAGCGGAAAUGGGCGAUCCCAAAGAUCAUUGGGUCUUGGAAGUGGUGGCUCAGCACGGUUCAGAAAACUCGUCGCGUUUGCAUCCCUUGACUACCGCUUUCCGUUUAAGAAAUGCUGAACUAGGCUGUUAUUUGGCCCAGACUGGCAACUCUUUACCAGAGUGGGGAUUCAGACAAAGUGAGGUUGCUUGCUUGAAGAAUCCCUUCAAAAGAGACAAGAGAACGUGGUGGAACAUCGAGACACACACCAAUGAUAAACUUCCAGAGAGACCGGCAGACUUCAAGUACCCCAAACUCAACUUUUUCAAGAACUUUGUUCAUUUAAAUCUAGCUAUGAUGGCCACCAAUAAUGCUUUGGUACCAGACCCAGACAAGUUCGACAAUUUGGCUUCUUCGGCUUGGCAGUGGCCCACGCUGAAUGUUGGUAUUAGGUUAUGCGGCUGGGGUGAUGACACAGUCAAAUAUUUUCUCAUGGGAUCUCCUGCCUCUACGUGGCCCUCGACAAUUGCUGUCUUUGCCUUCAUGGCUUUGAUCGUUAUAUUACUACUCAGAUGGCAAAGACAGUACACAGACUUCAAAAGCUCUCACGAUCUUAACUUGUUUAUGAUGGGUGGGUUCUAUCCACUUUUGGGAUGGGGUCUGCACUACGCGCCUUUCGUCAUUAUGAGCAGAGUGACUUAUGUUCACCAUUAUCUGCCCGCCCUCUACUUCGCAUUAUUGAUUUUAUGCUAUCUUUUUGAAGCUGGAUGUAACAUUUUGGGUAGAACGAAAGCUGGAAAUCUAUCGAGAUCAUUGAUUUACUGUUUCUACAGUGCUCUGGUGAUCUACGGAUUCUGCUACUUUGCGCCUAUUUCCUUUGGUAUGAAUGGGCCCUCGGGCGACUACUCUUACAUGAACUGGUUCCAAUCCUGGACAAUCGCCUAG